This is a messenger RNA of Prorocentrum cordatum, 177 nucleotides long. NCBI's taxonomy places the organism in Eukaryota, Dinophyceae, Prorocentrales, Prorocentraceae. The record is from the annotation of a GenBank genome assembly.
GACGCACGACGGGGUGAGGGCGCUCCACGCGAUGGCGGCCAGCAGGUCUUCUCGCGGGCGUCGCCGCUCUCGUCGCCGAAGUCGCCGUGCAGCAGCGAGGGCCAUGGGUCGCCGGGCUCCCCGUGGCCGCCGCCCCGACGCGAGGCCGCACGGCGCGAGCGCGGCGCGCGCCCUCAG